AUGAUCAACGCCGUCUUGGUCUUCAACAACAAUGGGCAGCCCCGGCUGACCAAAUUCUACACCCAGCUCGACACAGCAGUCCAACAACGCCUCAUCUCCGAGAUCUUCACCCUCGUCUCCGCCCGCCCGUCCAGCAGCUGCAACUUCCUCCCGCUCCCGCCCCUUCUCGCACCCGCCAACACCUCCUCUAGUGCUGCGCACAAUGACGCACCCUCCCUCGUCACCUACCGCCAUUACGCUACGCUCUACUUCAUCAUGAUCUCCACAUCCACCGAAUCUCCUCUCGCCCUCUUGGACUUGAUCCAGGUGUUUGUGGAAGCGCUGGACCGGUUGUUCGAGAACGUGUGCGAGUUGGACUUGAUCUUCAACUUUGAGACGUUGCACGCGGUAUUGGGGGAGAUGAUCGUGGGUGGGGUGGUGGUUGAGACGGGGUUGGAGAAGGUGGUGGAGGGAGUGAGGAGUCAGGGACGGGUGGCGAAGAGGCCGGUUAAUGAGGGGAGGAGUGGGUUGGCGCAGGGGAUUUGGGCGGGGAGGUGA
Molecule: messenger RNA, 537 nt
Organism: Saxophila tyrrhenica
Lineage: Eukaryota; Fungi; Ascomycota; Dothideomycetes; Mycosphaerellales; Extremaceae
Gene: APS3
Product: Sigma-adaptin 3A
Exons: 2
Coding region: 1-537 (178 amino acids)
Biological process (GO): vesicle-mediated transport; protein transport
Cellular component (GO): intracellular membrane-bounded organelle
Source: RefSeq, a predicted model, not a curated record